AUGGAUUUCACCAACAUACUAGAAAAGGCCGGCGGCUUUAUCCUAGCCAUUGUUGUUAUUCAAACCAGUCUUCUUGAUGUUUUAGUUGCGAUUUGCUGGGGCUCGACCAAUCCUUUUAUCAAAAAGGGCACAGAUGGCCUUGAACAGGUCUCACAAAGGUACCCAGAAGGAGGUUACCGCAAAUGGUUUGCCGAGCUCUUUUAUCUAUUGACACGCUGGCAGUACAUUCUUCCCUUGGCACUUAAUCUGAGUGGAUCCGUUGUCUACUACUAUACCCUCGGCAAAUCAGGGGAAGAUCUUGGUGGUCGAGUCUCAAAGAUACUGGUGGAUAAGUGGUACCGCGUCGAUCUAUUACUCGUCAACGAACUUGGUCUAUUUCGACGCGCUGACGUUCAACCUAACGGCAAAGUCCACGUACAAUGUCAAUUAUUGAAUACACACAAUUCGCAGCCUGUGGCUAAAGAAGCUUGGUCAAUCGAGACAAGAGCUGUUCAGGGAACGAAGCAGACAGUUGUUGGAUUUGAAGCAUCAGGCAAAGGCGGGUUUGAGUACCGAAUCAUCCAACACCACCACCCCGGCGCCAACAAGAAUAAUGACAGCAGCAUCAAAGACGACAACGAUAAACAAAGCAACGCAUCUUUUUACUUACAUAUUAACAUGGAGCGUGUCGAAUCAUGCGCGUUGUCGCCAAAUAUCUUACCAUUGGUUGUCGGCCCAAUCCACGUGCAUACCGUUGCCACGGCGUCCACGCAGCAACAACAGAGCGAGUGUCCAACCAAUGCACCAAUCGAAUCCUGGCCAGAAGGUACAGAAAUGGAACACGACAUUUAUCGACUGUUUUCAAACACCAUGGUCAAGGAAUACUGGGAUGCGGGCAUUCCGGGCAAAAUCUGGGAUUCAGCUGUGGUUAUGCUUGAGUUUCUCAAAAACAUGUCACUAAAGGACGCAAAACAUGUGGUGGAUCUAAGUGCAGGGACAGGUCUAUUGGGAUUCUAUGUCAACAAGAUGAAAAAGGACAUCAAUGUGACCAUUACCGAAUUGGAAGAAGCGAUGGGGUUGAUCCAAGUGAAUGCAAAGUUGAAUCAUGAUGUUGAUGAUCCGGUAGCGAGAAGAGUCAAUAUACGGCCAUUGUUAUGGGGUAAUAAGGAACAAGCAGAAGCAUGUGGCAAGGCCGAUAUUAUUGUGGCAUCGGAUGUAUUAUACGAGGCCGAGUUCUUCCAAGAUCUGGUUCAAGCACUUGAAGAUUUGUCCGUGCCAUCUACUACGCGAAUCUAUAUUGGCUAUAAGCGACGCGGAUUGGAUACAACAGAAGAAGACCGAUUUUGGAAAACAUGCCAAGACCAUGGAUUCAAGAUUACCCUUUUGCAGCAGCAACAAGAGCAAAACAACAAUAGCAAAGGUGGUGUGGUCAAGGAAGAAAAUGAUCCAGAAGCCAAAUGGGUCCCAGGAUUGGCACAGCGGACGGGUGUCCAAAUAUACCGUCUAACUUUAUCAUAA
Molecule: messenger RNA, 1497 nt
Organism: Zychaea mexicana
Lineage: Eukaryota; Fungi; Mucoromycota; Mucoromycetes; Mucorales; Lichtheimiaceae
Product: putative methyltransferase-domain-containing protein
Exons: 7
Coding region: 1-1497 (498 amino acids)
Source: RefSeq, a predicted model, not a curated record